GUAUUAAUAAAAAGAAGGAUCGUUAACGGUUCCCAACGUUGGCCACCGUAAGAUGGGAUGAAGACGAGAGCGAAACGCGCAAAAUAAAAAACACAGAACAAAACAUUCAUUCCGACUCUCUCUCUCUCUUGACCCGAGCUUCUGCUCCGUUGUCUUUACCCCUUGGAAUUAUUGCCGGAACAUUCAUCCCACCGCGCCCUUCUCGGCGACGGAUGCUCGCCGCCGAUUCGAUGCUCCAGACCUCGAAGCUCGGCUUGGGGAUCCCCCGCAGGCGCCGGAUCCGCGGCACCACGGGACCGGAUUCCGUGAAAUUAGGGUUCCGGACGCGAUCCGCCGCUCAGGAACAGAGAACCGAGAGUGGGGAGAUGUUUUCAGUCCGGUGGAUGUCUUGCUUCAGGGUUUGCGUGGGCAAAGGGAAGAAGGCGGAGGUGGAGUCCAUCCGCGGAGGUGAGGACCUCUGGGACGCUGCCUCGGCGGCGCAGCAGGGAAGCUUCCCGGAGCAUCUCGUUGUAAUGGUUAAUGGCUUGGUUGGGAGUGCUGAUGAUUGGAGGUUUGCCGCCGAGCAGUUCGUCAAAAAGCUUCCAGAUAAAGUAAUCGUCCACCGCAGUGAGUGCAACUCUUCAAGGCUCACAUUUGAUGGGGUUGAUUUGAUGGGUGAAAGGCUAGCUGAAGAGGUUAUAUCAGUUGUUAAGCAAAGAAGGGGUGUACAUAAAAUUUCAUUCGUGGCUCACUCUUUGGGUGGCUUAAUAGCCAGAUAUGCUAUUGGAAGGCUCUAUGAACCUAUCACAACAAUGGAAUCAUCUGUUGGCACUGAAGAUCAUGAAGACAGAGGCACAGGCAUCAAAGGUAGAAUAGCUGGGUUAGAACCAAUGAACUUUAUAACAUUUGCCUCGCCUCACUUAGGUUCAAGAGGCCAUAGACAGCUUCCUUUUCUUUGUGGGCUUCCAUUUCUGGAACGAAGGGCUUCUGAAGCUGCACAUUUGAUUGUUGGGAGAACUGGAAAACAUCUAUUCCUGACAGAUAAUGAUGAUGGAAAGCCUCCGCUUCUCCUGCGGAUGGUUGAUGACUGUGAUGAUAUCAAGUUCCGAUCAGCUUUGCACGCUUUCAAACGCCGAGUAGCUUAUGCCAACGCAAAUUUUGAUCACAUGGUAGGAUGGAGAACAUCCUCAAUUCGGCAUCAACGUGAGUUACCAAAGCAUCAUCUUCUUGUGCAUGACGAGAAGUAUCCGCACGUUGUUUAUGUGGAUAAAGGAGAAAGGAUAAACAAUCAUAAUGAAGUAUCUACAGUAGCAGAAGCUCCAAAAGAUGAACUGGAAGAGGAGAUGAUCAGAGGUCUUAAACAAGUAUCUUGGGAGCGUGUUGAUGUAAGCUUUCAGAAAAGCAGACAGAGAUAUAUAGCACACAAUACAAUCCAGGUCAAGAGCUACUGGUUGAACUCUGACGGUGAAGACGUGAUCUUCCAUAUGAUAGAUAACUUCCUCGUCUAGCCCUUCCAACAGUUUUGAUGGUCUUCACUUUGCAGCAUCACCAAUCUUACACACUCUGUUUUAUUAUGAUCAACUGUCUAUCUGUAGCUGUAUUCAAUUGUAUUACUACCACUCCAUUGUAAAAACUCGUCUAUUGUUUCCUGAUGCAUUUCCAAGUUUACUUUGUUGUUAAUCGCAUCAAAUCCUUCUCACGAAAGCAAAGUUUUCUUUGUUUGGUGCAGGUGAAAACAGAAAA
Molecule: messenger RNA, 1722 nt
Organism: Musa acuminata subsp. malaccensis (wild Malaysian banana)
Lineage: Eukaryota; Viridiplantae; Streptophyta; Magnoliopsida; Zingiberales; Musaceae
Source: RefSeq, a predicted model, not a curated record